AUGAAAUCCACACUUGGCUUGGAGUUAAUAACAACCACAAAGCUAAGAUACAAUAUUAAUGUACUGCACACCCAGUAAUAACAACAAUAAAAGGAAAUUCUCCCAAAUUCUUCCUUGAUGCCACACAGAACAGGAUCACCAAAAUACUGAUUUGAGAGAGCAAAUUAAAGUUUGAUGGCGCAAACUAUGUUGCUGAGUGCCAGUGCUGGAGCAGCAGCAUUGGACCUGAAGACACAAUCCUGCAGUUUCCUUCAACCCUUCAGAUCGAAACCUGCAUUUCAUCAGCAUCUUCUUUUGUCUGGACCUCUUACCUCCCCCACUCCUUCUUCUUCUGGGAAAGUUUUCAGUCUCUUCAAAUCAAAACCCAAAGCCCCACCAGUUGUCAAGACCAAACCUAAGGUGGAGGAUGGGAUUUUUGGUACGUCCGGAGGGAUUGGAUUCUCCAAGCAAAAUGAGCUCUUUGUUGGUCGCGUGGCUAUGAUCGGGUUUGCGGCAUCAUUGCUGGGGGAAGCAAUAACAGGAAAGGGGAUUUUGGCACAACUGAACCUGGAAACUGGGAUUCCCAUUUAUGAGGCAGAGCCUCUUCUUUUGUUCUUCAUACUCUUCAAUUUGUUGGGAGCUAUUGGAGCUUUGGGAGAUAGGGGCAAGUUUGUGGAUGAUCCUGAACCGCCCACUGGACUAGACCGAGCCAUUAUCCCGCCCGGAAAAGGCUUCAGGGCAGCUCUGGGGCUCAGAGAAGGGGGUCCUCUCUUUGGAUUCACAAAGGCAAACGAGUUGUUUGUUGGGAGAUUGGCUCAACUGGGAAUUGCAUUUUCUAUAAUUGGAGAGAUCAUUACUGGAAAAGGGGCACUUGCCCAACUCAACAUCGAGACCGGCGUACCCCUAAACGAAAUAGAGCCAUUGAUCUUGUUUAACGUCGCUUUCUUCUUCUUUGCAGCCAUUAAUCCCGGCACCGGGAAAUUUGUCACUGAUGAUGGAGAAGAAGAUUAGUACUUCUCUUUUUGACAUAAUCUUUUAAAAAUAUAAUGUUAGUUCACACUGAAGGAUGUACAAUGUGGAUUCCACCAAGCCAUUUAGUUUUAAAACUGCUGACACCUAUUAGUCUCUUCUUCCUCUAUUUUCAGGGGUUUAAUAAAAAAAUUCCACAACCCUCCAAAAUAAUGUUACUU
Molecule: messenger RNA, 1169 nt
Organism: Cuscuta epithymum
Lineage: Eukaryota; Viridiplantae; Streptophyta; Magnoliopsida; Solanales; Convolvulaceae
Source: the annotation of a GenBank genome assembly